Messenger RNA from Solanum tuberosum (potato), 3575 nucleotides. RefSeq names its product serine/threonine-protein kinase At3g07070-like. The record is from RefSeq and is a predicted model, not a curated record. Gene Ontology annotation, molecular function: ATP binding; protein kinase activity. Lineage: Eukaryota; Viridiplantae; Streptophyta; Magnoliopsida; Solanales; Solanaceae. Bases 1060 to 2526 code for a protein of 488 amino acids. Gene Ontology annotation, biological process: protein phosphorylation. The transcript has 5 exons.
UUCUUUUUAGUUUUCGGGUCACGAAACAAGUAUUUUGAUUAUCUCAGUUUUUCGUAUAUAUUAGUCUACGAAUUUUUUGAAAUAUGACUAACUGGCUGACUUCGUUUGAUCCGAAAUUUCGUAUGUCCAUUAGUGAGAACCUAUUGAACGAUACUCGUUAUUUAUAUAGAAUCGACGUUAGUUUUCUAGAGUUUUUGAGUUACAAAAUAAAAUUUUAGGAUUAUCUCUAACUUUUUGUAUGUACUAAUCCAUUAAUUUUUUAGAAUAUAACUAACCAACUCCCAAAUAUGGAUAUUUUGAGAAUUAUUCUUGUUCUUUUUCUUUUUAUUUGUGAGGUUAUUUUGGAGAUAUAAUAUAUCAUGGUAUUUCAAGUUAAUUCAAUUUUUUUAAAUUCUAAAUAUAUUGUUCUACACCCCACCCCCACACACAAAAAAGGAGGUGGAAAGAAAACUUUGUCCUUGCAUCCUCUCCAAGUGAUUUUCUUUUUCCUACAAUUUCUAACACCACCUCAACCCCUAGGAAAGAGACCCUUCCCCUCCCAUCUAAGUAGCCAUCUCAUCUAAAAAUUUAUCGUGCACUGGAGCUCAAUAUGAAAUUUUAUUUUUUUACAAGAUCCGUGCACGUAAAGAAAUACUAUAGAAAUUACAUCGAAAUAAUAUCUUUACGUUGACCCUUUCUUGAACCAGAACUGGGGGAGGAUGAAAGGAAAAGGCCAUUGCCAACCCUUUUCCUCCUCCUAAUGUUUUUUUCUUCCCAUUUUCUACCUAAAAUCAAAGCUUUUAUGAACGUGAUGGUCAUGAAUUCAUGUACAACCAUGCAUUUGUAUUUUUAAGUUUUUUAAAAUUAUUUUUUUUUGGAAUCUUGAGAGGAACAACGUGAAGAAAUUAUUAAUUAAAAGAAUAAAAUAAAUUCUUGUAGACCUUUUCUUUCAUUUGAGCUCCUUUGGUAAAUAGACACAAUUCAUAUAUUAUUUCUUGAAAAGAUUUUAUUUUUUUCUCUUUUCCUUGAGGGGAUUGUGGAUUUUUAUUUUUAUUUUGAUCUUUUGAGAGGAUCAAGAACAUGAGUUGCCUCCCCUGCUUCAAGAAAAAAGCCGAAUCACCGGAGGACGAGGUGCCGGUCGCUCAAUCUAAAGGAAUCUCAACCACCCCACCAAAUCCUGCUGAACCAUUUCACAAAGGCGACAACGUAAACAGCAAUGCUAAGACUUACACAUUCCGCGAGCUCGCGAGUGCAACAAAAAAUUUCAAGCAAGAAUGCCUGAUAGGUGAAGGUGGAUUUGGAAGAGUGUUCAAGGGAACACUUCAAGGUGGAGAGAUUGUGGCAGUGAAGCAACUAGACAGAAGUGGAACACAAGGAAACCAAGAGUUCCUUGUUGAGGUCUCAAAGUUGACUCUCCUUAAGCACCAAAAUUUGGUCAAUCUCAUUGGAUAUUGUGCUGAUGGUGAUCAGAGGAUUUUGGUCUAUGAAUAUAUGCCAAUGGGUUGCCUAAACGAUCAUCUUCUUGAUCUCAAAGAGGAUAAAAAGCCACUAGGUUGGCUAUCCAGAAUGAAGAUAGCUUUAGGUGCUGCUAAUGGACUCGAGUAUCUACACAAAACAGCCAACCCACCAAUAAUUUAUCGCGAUUUGAAAGGCACAAACAUUCUAUUGGAUAAAGAUUUUAAUCCUAGACUUUCAGAUUAUGGUCUUGCUAAGCUUGCAGGUGGAGGGAGUAAGACAAACAUGUCACCGAUGAUGAUGGGAACUGGUUAUUGUGCUCCGGAGUUUGAAAAAAAUGGUGAACACACUUUGAAGUCAGAUGUAUAUUGUUUUGGAAUUGUUUUGCUUGAACUUAUAACAGGGCGUCGAGCAGUGGAUACUACAAGGCCAGCAAAUGAGCAAAACUUAGUUGCUUGGGCACAACCCUAUUUCAAGGAUCCAAAGAAGUUCCCUGAAUUGGCAGAUCCGUGCCUCGGGAAGAGUUUCCCUGUCAAAGGUUUAAAUCAAGCAGUUGGGGUUACAGCAAUGUGUCUUCAAGACGAACCAAUGGUUCGUCCUUUUAUUGGUGAUGUUGUGGCUGCUCUUACUUUUCUUACAAUGCCCCAGCCAGAUGACCCUAUUCCCAGUUCACCUCCCGCUCCAACCCCAACGUCAAAUAUUGAAAAGUCAAGUCCAAAUAAUGAAGAUCAAGAGAGUUCCGAAAACGAGGACCAAGGUUUUUCAGAUGAUGAGGAUCAAGAUUAUUCUGAUGAUGAGUAUGAAGAUAGUGAGAGUGACCAACAAAAUGAUGAAAAAGUCCAUGACAAACAACGCUCUCAAAAAGUUAGUGACAAACGGAAGUCUCAAAAAGUUCGUGACAGUCAAGAGGAUGAGAAAGCAAGUUCAGAAUAUGGAUAUGGAAGUGCAUCGGGAUCUUCAGAAUAUGAGGACAGUGGAGAUGAUGAACGACAAAAUGUAACAGCAAAAUCUGCAAAAUACUCUUCGCCUUCAAGACAUAAAAGCAAGGUGAAAUCUCGUGCUAAAAGUAUCAACUCAGGUUCAAGUAGCUGAACAUCCAACAGACAAUAACACAAGGAACCAUAAAAAGAAUGCAAUUAUUGAAUUUAAUGUUGCAACAAUGUCAAUGAUGCUUGCAAACACGGAACCGAUUCAAGUUUAAGUCACAUAUAGAGAAGUCAAUUGAGCAAAAAACAAAAAUCUAAUGGAGCAAGUGCUAGUACAAAUUACAGAAGUAAAAGCAACAUUGACACAAGUAAUGUAAUUAUUGAUUUUGUUAAAGGCAACAAGCAGCUUACAUUCUAAUUAUGAAAGUUUUGGCGCAUAUUCAGGUCAGAAUGCAACGAGGAAACAGAACGUUAAAGUAAUUCGUUCAACUCAUCCCAGAGUACAUAUUAGUAAAAUAUGUAACUGUACCUUGUAAUUAACUUUUUCUUUUCAUAUUCUUCAUUUUGACAAACUUAAUUUUUACAUUUUGUCUAUGAGCACUGAACUUUUUGAAUAAGUCGACUUACUACAAAAUAUUGCGGCUUGUGCAUGGAGAUCUCAGGCCAAUAAGCCACAAGCUCAAAAGGCAUCCUUGUACCAACAUCUUUUUGGCUUUAAUAAGCCAAUAAGUUUACCAUAGUACUCCCCUUAUUUCAAUUUGUUUACCUGAUUUUGAGUGGGCACGGAUUAUAAGAAAAUAAGGAAGACUUUUGAAUCUUGUGGUCUUAAACUUGGUCAAAAAAGGAAAGAUACAUUCUUUUCUAGAGGACUACAAAGGAAAGUAAGACAAACAAAUUGAAACGGAGGGAGGUGCAUCAAACAAGCUAAUAAGUUUAUUAUACUACUAGUUGCAAGAUUUGAUUUCUCAUUUAUGCAAGAAGAAAUAUACAAAAAACAUAUUAAGAUGACCUAAAAAGUAUAUAAAGUGUCACUAAUCAACCAAAUUGUAUCUGAUUAUGUUUACUUUGAGCUAAAGCGGUUUAUUUCAAUGUAAACAUAAAAGAGUCACUUCUCAGAAGUAUUUUUAGGGCUUCAAAAAUUCAUCUGCACAAUCUAUUGUCUAUACAUAAAAGGAGGGGGACUGCAUGUACUUUUUAAUGGUAAUUUAUCGCCGG